UAUCCUGUAUUAAUAUUUCUGUACAAAAUGAUGACAGCCCUGAGCCGCGAGACAGCAUUCAUAUACGCCAUUACCAGCGCCGGUGUUGUGCACUCAAUCACCCGGUGGUGCAGCGCCGGCCUACUGGCCAACUGCGCGUGCGAUCCGACCCGAGUGGGCGGCCAUCGGGCGCGCGACCCCUCCGGACAGUUUACGUGGGGCGGGUGUUCUCAAUACGUCCGGUACGGCACAGUAUUCGCCCGUCGGUUCGUCGACCGACAGGACCGGCGGGUUAGGGACGCCAACGCACUGAUGAAUUUGCAUAAUAAUCGUGUGGGACGACAGAUGGUGGUCAAAACGGUGCGACUAGUGUGCAAGUGUCACGGCGUGAGCGCCUCAUGUCUGGCGCGCACGUGUUGGCGCACUGUCGGCGAUUUUAAGGCCGUGAGCCGCGCCCUAAUGGCCAGGUAUACGAGCGCACGGCGUGUGAAUGUACUGCAGACAAAGCAUAGAAUUCAUGGCCUGAGAAGAACUCGUGGCGCCAGGCGUUGGAGGGCUGCGACUGCACAGCAAACAGACAAUCAGUUAAUAUAUUUUGAUCCGUCGCCCGAUUAUUGCAAUGUUGGCCAUCAAUAUGCGUUUAGCGGCACAGAGGGCCGGGUAUGCAACCGCACGGCAACUGCCGGCGCGUCCGACUCGUGCGAUAUCAUGUGCUGCGGCAGCGGAUACCGUACCCGACGGCUAACC
Messenger RNA from Medioppia subpectinata, 726 nucleotides. The record is from the annotation of a GenBank genome assembly. Lineage: Eukaryota; Metazoa; Arthropoda; Arachnida; Sarcoptiformes; Oppiidae.